AUGGUUAAUUAUAAAUUAAAAAUAAAGAAUGCAUCACAACUAGUUGUUGUUUCAAAGAAUAAACCAUAUCUUGUUGGUAAAGAUAUGAGUAAUGUUGAAAUAAUUGAAAAUGGAUCAUUAAUAGUUGAUAGUAAUGGUAUUAUCAUUGAUAUUGGAACGGAACAAGAGAUUUUAGAUAGACAUAGAGAUGAUAGUUUCGACACUGUUAUCGAUUGUCAAGGUCGUGCUGUUAUUCCAGGUUUGGUAGAUGGUCAUACUCAUCCAGUGUAUGCCGGUGAUAGAGUACAUGAGUUUGCUAUGAAACUGGCGGGUGCAACCUACCUAGAGGUACAGAAAGCCGGUGGUGGUAUUGGUUUCACCGUUCAACACACACGUCAAGCUAGCGAGUCGGAUCUCUUCAACCUCUUGAAACCAAGACUCGAUCGUAUGUUGAAACAAGGUACCACUCUCAUCGAAGCAAAGAGCGGUUAUGGCUUGGAGACAGACACCGAGAUGAAGAUGCUCAAAGUACUACAUCGUGCAGCUCAAUCACAUGCCAUUGAGAUCUCUGCUACCUACUUAGGUGGUCAUGCCAUUCCAAAAGGGUCGACCGCCGAGCAGGCAACCGAAGACAUUGUCAACAAACAGCUGCCAGAGUUGAAGCGACUAAGAGAUGCCGGUGAGAUAUCGCCAGAGAACAUCGAUGUCUUUUUGGAGCGUGGAUUCUUUGAGUACGAUGAUACCAAGAGAAUAUUGGAAGCCGGUCAACAAUUGGGAUUGGCUAUCAACUUUCACGGCGAUGAACUUAGUUUUAUGAAAUCCGGUGAGUUGGCUGGCGAGCUAAAGGCACGUGCCAUCAGUCAUCUCGAGAAGGUCAGCGAAGAGGGAAUGUUGGAGAUGGCGAAAGUACCGACAUUUGCAGUGCUUCUCCCAACCACCGCCUAUGUACUACGUCUAGAGUGUCCACCAGCCAGAAGAAUGAUAGAACUCAACGUACCAGUUGCACUAGGUAGUGAUUACAAUCCAAACGCACAUUGUCUAUCGAUGCCAUUCGUAAUGAACCUUGCAUGUGUUCUCAUGAAAAUGAAUAUGAACGAAGCAUUGGUUGCUGCUACCAUAAAUUCUGCAGCAUCUAUUAAUAAAUCAAAAACACAUGGAUCAUUGGAAAUAGGAAAAUAUGCUGAUAUGGUAAUCAUUGAUUCCAAUAGAUGGGAGCAUAUCAUCUAUGAAAUGGUUGAUCCACCCAUUUCACAUGUUAUUAAAAAGGGUAGUGUUGUAUUCCAACAACAACAACAACAAUAA
Messenger RNA from Heterostelium album PN500, 1281 nucleotides. RefSeq names its product imidazolonepropionase (gene amdhd1). The record is from RefSeq and is a predicted model, not a curated record. Lineage: Eukaryota; Evosea; Eumycetozoa; Acytosteliales; Acytosteliaceae. Gene Ontology annotation, molecular function: imidazolonepropionase activity. The transcript is spliced from 3 exons. The coding region runs from base 1 to 1281 and encodes 426 amino acids. Gene Ontology annotation, cellular component: cytoplasm.